CCUUGGACUCCAAUCAGACAGUCAACGCGAACCGAUUCCGAUCGCAGAAACCCCCACUUCUGCCGACUCCGGCGGCUUCUCCGUCGUGGGAUCGGCCAUCUAGGUUGGCUCUCUCGUACUUUAGGUGGCGAGGAUUUCCGAUUUCGAGAAAGCAAUGGCAACUGAUUCUCCGAGUUCAGCUCGAAAAGUUGUUGUUCACUUGAGAGCCACAGGCGAUGCUCCGAUUCUGAAGCAAGCCAAGUUCAAGAUACUUGGAACGGACAAGUUCGCUAAAGUAAUUGACUUCCUGCGUCGCCAGCUUCACCGUGAGACAUUGUUUGUUUAUGUCAACAGUGCAUUUUCACCCAACCCGGAUGAAUUGGUGAUUGAUUUGUAUAAUAAUUUCGGUUUUGAUGGUAAGCUCAUUGUCAAUUAUGCAUGUUCGAUGGCAUGGGGUUGAUUAUCAGCAACAUAUUCGCAAACUGCCUGUGAAUAUGAUGAUGCGUCAUACAGGUAAUAACCAGUGAUGGGUUACAUCACUUACCUAUCAUUGCAUCAUAUUUCUUAGAUUCACAUGCUGAUUCGACCUCGACCGUCUAUGAUCUUGACUGAUAAGACCCAUGUGCAAAAUCUUAGGUAUGAAUGUUAUUUCACAUCAUCAAUGUUUUAUCACAAUCUGGAAAUUUAAGGCUACAUUUGUUGCUCUUGCUAUGUUGUGAGAAAACUUUGUUUUGAUAUUUUCAUUGUAUAUGCUCGAGCAAUUGGAAGGCGAUAUCAUCCAUAUGAUCACUCUCUCAUUAUUUUGAUGUAAUAGGAUUAAAGAAACUACGUUUACAAUUUACA
Punica granatum (pomegranate) is the source of this 822-nucleotide messenger RNA. NCBI's taxonomy places the organism in Eukaryota, Viridiplantae, Streptophyta, Magnoliopsida, Myrtales, Lythraceae. The record is from RefSeq and is a predicted model, not a curated record.